Messenger RNA from Clarias gariepinus (North African catfish), 542 nucleotides. RefSeq names its product kisspeptin 2 (gene kiss2). Lineage: Eukaryota; Metazoa; Chordata; Actinopteri; Siluriformes; Clariidae. The transcript is spliced from 2 exons. The coding region runs from base 6 to 347 and encodes 113 amino acids. The record is from RefSeq and is a predicted model, not a curated record.
UCAAUAUGAAACUACAGGUGCUGAUCAUCUUCACGUCAGUCCUCGUGGCUCAGUGCGCAUCCUCACGUGUCAGUAUUCCAGAUUUAGCCGGAUUCGGAGAGGACGAUCAGAGAGGCGUGGACGAGCGGAGCACAUCCGAGGACGACAAGAUCUGCUUCCUGUUGAAGGAAAAGGAUUCCGAGAGCCACAUCUCCUGCAAGCACCGUUUGACCCGCAGUAAAUUUAACUACAACCCAUUCGGCCUGCGCUUCGGCAAGAGAGACGAGCGCGUCAUGUCCGAGAGAUCGGGAUCGAGGAAAAUGCUCCCGCUUCUGCUUUUCGUCAGAGAACUGGAGGAAGCGACAUGAACAAACACGCACACAAAAAAACAAAAACAAAGGAAAAAUAAAGCGAGCAAGUUGUGUGAGCUGGAUUAACUGGAGAUCUUGAUUGUGCUGGACAUUCUGGCCUGUUAGAUUAAAGCACGCGUGUGUGCGCAAUAAAAGCUUGUUUUUUGUAAAUUGUUAAACAGUUCAGAGACUCAAUUUUACAAAUAUUCAAAU